This is a messenger RNA of Talpa occidentalis (Iberian mole), 1690 nucleotides long. RefSeq names its product NXPE family member 1-like. NCBI's taxonomy places the organism in Eukaryota, Metazoa, Chordata, Mammalia, Eulipotyphla, Talpidae. The record is from RefSeq and is a predicted model, not a curated record. Bases 14 to 1690 code for a protein of 558 amino acids. The transcript is spliced from 6 exons.
UCGGUCAGCUUGAAUGGUUUGUCUUUUUCCUGACCUUGUGCUCAGCUCCUCUAUAUUCCACAUGACACUCAUCAUGUGCUCAAAGGUGAUGUUGCAAAGAGUGCUGAUGCUGCUGUUCUUAAUAGGUUCAUCGAUUGUUAUUAUAAUUUAUCAAAAAUCCACGAAGGUUUCCUGGGCUCUGAACUUGGGCAUCUCCGCUCAUCCCUCAUGCCCAACCCUACCACUGAGCACUCCAAAGUCACCGACAGAGACUGAGCUGAGAAUAAAGGGGAUCCUGGAGAAACUAGACCGGCUAAUGCCGCCCAGACCCUUCACCCACCUGAACGCCACCACCAGCGCCGCACACAGCACAGUCACCAUCCUCAACCCCCGAGACUCGUACUGCAGGGGUGAUCGCCUGGACGUCCUGCUGGAGGCGAGGGACCACCUGGGGCGCAGGAAAGACUAUGGUAGGGACUUCCUGAGGGCCCGCAUGUCCUCUCCCGCCCUCAAGGCCGGCGCCUCGGGAAAGGUGACAGAUUUGAACAAUGGCACCUACCUGGUCAGCUUCACCCUGUUCUGGGAGGGUCGGGUCUCCCUGUCUCUCCUACUCAUCCACCCCAGCGAAGGGGUGUCAGCUCUCUGGAGGGCGAGGAACCAAGGCUAUGACAAGAUUAUUUUCAAUGGUAAAUUUGUUAAUGGCACCACCCAUGUCUUCACUGAAUGUGGCUUCACUCUAAACUCAAGCGCUGAGCUCUGCACGUACCUGGAUACUCAAGAUGAAAAAGCCUUUUACUGUGUGAAACCUCCAUAUUUUCCCUGUGAAGCUCUUACUCAUAUGACCACCAAGAAUCGAGACCUUUCUUAUCUUACUGACAAGGAAAAAACGCUUUUUCAUGGGUCCAACGUGGGAGUUGAAAUAAUAAAACAGCUUAAACACAUUGAUGUCUCUCAAUGUAACAGAAGUGAAAAGAUAAAAGAAAAAUGCCACGUUGGAAUGGACAGUCCUGUCCCUGCUGGUUAUACUUUACAAGGAAAGUGGGUAACAACAUUUUGCAACCAGAUUCAGUUUGAUACAGCAAAGAAAAUUGACUGCUUGAAAGGAAAACUCAUUUACCUGCUGGGAGACUCGACUCUGCGUCAGUGGAUCGAGUACUUACCCAAUGUUGUUAAAUCACUAAAAUUUUUUGAUCUUCAUGGAACUGGAGUAUUUAAGAAACAUUUGCUUCUGGAUGCAGAAAGACAUAUUCAGAUUCAGUGGAAAAAACACAGCUAUCCUUUUGUGACUGUUCAACUCUACUCUGUGAAGGAUGAGGCUUAUAUUCCUCAGGAAAUUGACCAGAUACCAGGUGAUGAAAAUACAGCCAUUGUCAUCACAAUUGGCCAGCACUUCAGACCCUUCCCCAUUGAAAUUUUCAUUCGAAGGGUCAUCAAUAUCCGAAAGGCGAUUGAACGACUGUUUCUAAGAAGCCCAGCCACUAAAGUGAUCAUUAAGACAGAAAAUAUAAGGGAGAUGGACGUAGAGCCAGAGAGGUUUGGAGAUUCCCUGGGUUACAUUCAAUAUCUUACCAUGAAGGACAUUUUAAAAGAUCUCAAAGUGGGAGUCAUUGAUGCCUGGGACAUGACCAUUGCAUGGGACAGCAAAAUUAUCCACCCGCCUGAUCCUGUGAUUGAAAAUCAGAUUAAUAUGUUCUUAAACUACAUUUGCUAA